This is a messenger RNA of Suncus etruscus (white-toothed pygmy shrew), 990 nucleotides long. Its product is annotated as olfactory receptor 1S1-like. The transcript has a single exon. NCBI's taxonomy places the organism in Eukaryota, Metazoa, Chordata, Mammalia, Eulipotyphla, Soricidae. The record is from RefSeq and is a predicted model, not a curated record. Gene Ontology annotation, biological process: G protein-coupled receptor signaling pathway. Gene Ontology annotation, molecular function: olfactory receptor activity; G protein-coupled receptor activity. Gene Ontology annotation, cellular component: membrane. Bases 25 to 990 code for a protein of 321 amino acids.
ACCUUUUUAGAGCUGAUUUAAAGAAUGAAUCAAGAAAAUCAGACCACCAUCUCGGAAUUUCUCCUGCUGGGACUUUCCAGUGAAGAUGAACACCAGAAGUUCCUCUUUGUUCUUUUCCUGGGGAUGUACCUCAUCACUGUCAUUGGGAAUGGACUCAUCAUUCUAGCUAUCAGCUUGGAUUCAUACCUCCACACCCCCAUGUAUCUCUUCCUGGCCAACUUAUCCUUUGCUGAUAUUUCCUCCAUUUCUACCUCAGUCCCCAAAAUGCUGAUGAAUAUUCAGACCAAGAGCCAAUCCAUCUCCUAUGAAAGCUGUGUGACCCAGAUGUACUUUUCUAUUGUGUUCGUGGUCAUUGACAAUUUCCUCUUGGGUGUCAUGGCCUAUGACCGUUUUGUAGCUAUCUGCUACCCUCUGAACUAUAUGACCAUCAUGCAACCCAGGCUCUGCAUUUUGCUCACAGUCAUCCCCUGGGUCCUCAGUAACAUGGUGGCUCUGACACACACUCUUCUUCUCAUUCGAUUACUCUUCUGUGAUGGCAACAGCAUCCCACAUUUCUUCUGUGACCUGGCACCUCUGCUCAAACUGUCUUGCUCAGACACAAUGAUCAAUGAGUUGAUACUGUUGAUCCUGGGCCUAUCAGUCAUCACCUUUCCCUUUGCCCUCAUCCUUUUCUCCUACAUCUGCAUUGUCAAGGCUGUCUUGAGAAUCUCAUCCACCGAGGGAAAGUGGAAAGCCUUCUCUACCUGUGGCUCUCACCUGACAGUUGUGUUACUUUUCUAUGGAACCAUUGUAGGGAUUUACUUUUUCCCCUCAUCUACUCAUCCUGAGGACACAAAUAAGAUUGGUGCUGUGCUGUUCACUGUGGUGACGCCUAUGAUGAACCCCUUUAUCUAUAGCCUGAGGAACAAGGACAUGAAAGGUACCCUAAGAAAGUUCACUGGUAGGAUAAGAUCCCUUUCUUUGAGGUCUUGGACUUUUAAAUUCCUCUGA